GCCACGCCAGCGGCGCGCCAGUGCGCAGACGUCGGUCGCACGCGAUAUACAAUCACUGAGUUCUCGGCGUCACAUUAUCGCGAUUUACGAUCCGCGCACUAAUGCUACGUUCGUUCGUUUACUAAAUAACAUACAACUGUUGCGUUUUAUUUAGUUUUUUUAGUUUUUAAAGACAAUAUAAACAGUCAAAAUGAUCACAGUUAUAUAUAAUUCCAAAUUAUUGUGGGGACUAUGGUGGGUGACAAACAAUAUUGUUUCGCGUAUUUCGCUGCCGCUGCUGCUGGUGGCGGCCACGGCUUUGCUGGUGCUGCGGCUGGUGUCGCUGCUGCAGGAGAUGCGCAAGCUGCCUCCCGGCCCGUGGGGUCCUCCAGUCGUCGGCUACCUGCCCUUCCUCGGAGUGCGCCACAAGACUUUCCUGGAGCUUGCUCGUAACUACGGUGCCCUGUUCUCCGCACGACUCGGAAAUCAGUUGACCAUCGUUCUCAGCGACUACAAACUCAUCAGAGAAGCUUUCCGAAGGGAAGAAUUCACUGGACGUCCCAACACCCCGCUCAUGCACACCCUGGAUGGUCUCGGCAUCAUCAACAGCGAGGGCCGUCUCUGGAAGAGCCAGCGCCGGUUCCUGCACGACAAACUGCGUGAAUUCGGCAUGACUUACAUGGGAAAUGGGAAAAAAAUUAUGGAGGGCAGAAUUAAGAGCGAAGUUUAUGAGCUUAUCGCCAAUCUGCACCGCGCGGAGGGAGCACCCAUUGACGCGAACCCUCUCCUCGCCUUGGGCGUGUCUAACGUCAUCUGCGGCAUUACGAUGUCCGUGCGCUUCAGUAACGGCGACGCUCGCUUCGAAAGGCUCAACAAUCUCAUUGAAGAAGGCAUGAGGCUGUUUGGAGAAGUUCACUAUGGUGAAUACGUGCCUCUGUACAACUAUCUUCCCGGCAAAGCUCAAGCACAAGAAAAAGUAGCCAAAAACCGUGAAGAGAUGUUUGCUUUCUAUCAAACUCUGAUUGAUGAACAUCGUGAAACUCUUGAUGUCGAUAACGUGAGGGAUCUCAUCGAUGUUUAUCUGAUCGAGAUCGAGAAGGCCAAGACCGAGGGCCGCGCCGGAGAACUAUUUGAAGGACGAGACCACGAGCUCCAAAUCAAACAAAUACUUGGAGACCUGUUCUCGGCCGGCAUGGAAACAAUCAAGUCGUCACUCUUAUGGAUGAUUGUAUUCAUGUUGAGGAACCCCGAUGUGAAGAGACGCGUACAGGAAGAGCUCGAUGCUGUAAUUGGUCGCGAACGUCUACCUGCCAUCGAAGACAUGCCAAAUCUCCCAUACACCGAGACAACAAUCUUAGAAACUCUUCGCAUGUCCAACAUUGUGCCCCUAGCAACAACGCAUUCACCAACUAAGGAUGUCCACUUGAAUGGCUACAGAAUUCCUGCAGGCUCCCAAGUUAUUCCUCUGAUUAACUGCGUACACAUGGACCCCAACUUAUGGGACGAGCCCAACAAGUUCAACCCCAGUCGUUUCAUAGACGAAACAGGCAAAAUCAGGCGACCUGAGUUCUUUAUGCCUUUCGGUGUCGGAAGGCGCAUGUGUCUGGGCGACGUGUUGGCACGCAUGGAAAUGUUCAUGUUCUUCGCAUGCAUGAUGCACCAGUUCGACGUUCAGAUGGAGACGGGAGAUGCGCCGCCCUCGCUGGAAGGCACAGUGGGCGCCACCAUCGCGCCCAAAGCGUUCCGCGUGAAGUUCAGCCCGCGCGCCGCCCCGGCCGCGGCUGCGCCCGACCACCCCCACCUGCGUCACGUCGGCGCGCACUAGACGCCUGCCGCGCUACAUCGCGCCUCUACGCGCGUACCCACACCCACCAGUAUUCAAUGAUCACUCGUUUUAGAGCGAAUCGAAAACCAUUUUUUAAUUAGUCUUAAUUAUAAAAUAACGACAUCGCCACAGCGAUGUUCGAGGCUGUGCAUAAAUAAAGUGUUCAAUUACAUACAUAGUAGACCGAACGGUAGAUAUAUUGAUGUACCCAUCGUUGAGAUUAUACAAUGACGUUUGUGUGAGUUUGCAGUAUUAGAAUGUUGGUAGAGUAGAAUCGUAGGAACUUCAGCAAAUCACACCAUUACACAUUUGUAUUUAAGGUUUACUUUCUAAGUUCUAGUACCUAUACCAAAAUAAAAUGUAGAAUCUAGGUCAUUAUUUAUUAGUGUCACUUGCGUGAAUGUGGUAUGUUGUGUGUGAUCUCAUGAUUGUUGUUGCAGUAGGCUAUUUGUGUAAGGAUUGUAAGUGUACUUGUAUGUUUAGUGUAAUCUGUACCUAUCAGGUAUGAAGUAACAUUCCAUGGUAGAGUAACAACCAGCAACUAGUCUAGAGCGAUGUCGUCGCUGUGUAAUAGAGUAACGCCUAACUUUAAUGUUCUUGUUUUGUACUAAAUUCAUAGUGUUGCAACCUAGUUGCCCUGUACUGAACUUCAGUCACAUAAGUCUGUAAGCUAUAUGAGCUCACCGUUUUCUGUUGGACUAAUAUAAGCUUUGUAUAUAAUGCUCUGUUUUAUUGUAAGUUGUACAGUUUAAGUAAUAAACUAAUUGUGAAAACAUUAAUUUAAA
This is a messenger RNA of Spodoptera frugiperda (fall armyworm), 2589 nucleotides long. It is a transcript of the gene Cyp18a1, whose product is annotated as cytochrome P450 18a1. Gene Ontology annotation, cellular component: cytoplasm; intracellular membrane-bounded organelle. Lineage: Eukaryota; Metazoa; Arthropoda; Insecta; Lepidoptera; Noctuidae. The coding region runs from base 191 to 1804 and encodes 537 amino acids. Gene Ontology annotation, biological process: xenobiotic metabolic process. The record is from RefSeq and is a predicted model, not a curated record. Gene Ontology annotation, molecular function: oxidoreductase activity, acting on paired donors, with incorporation or reduction of molecular oxygen, reduced flavin or flavoprotein as one donor, and incorporation of one atom of oxygen; heme binding; iron ion binding. The transcript has 6 exons.